Schizophyllum commune H4-8 is the source of this 993-nucleotide messenger RNA. RefSeq lists its product as uncharacterized. NCBI's taxonomy places the organism in Eukaryota, Fungi, Basidiomycota, Agaricomycetes, Agaricales, Schizophyllaceae. The record is from RefSeq and is a predicted model, not a curated record. Bases 1 to 735 code for a protein of 244 amino acids. The transcript is spliced from 7 exons.
AUGGUCUACAACAAAUUUGUGUCAGCUCCGUCUUGUGUCCAGACUGCCCUGUUUAUGGCAGCCAUUCCCGUGCUAGCCCGACGCGCAAGUGCGCGAUGGUUGAUGGCAGCUAUAAUCGCGCUGAACCUAACUUCGACAAUUGGGGUCGUGGCUCUAUUCGCCAACCACCUUAUCCUCACGCCUACCAUGGGACCUCAUCCUCCCGAUGUCAAGCAGAAGUCAUACAUCAUAUAUCUGAUAUUUACCACCGGUGACCGCCUAAACUACAUCUGGAGCACCGAGCCGUCGAACCUCACCCUCACAUUUUCCAUUCCGGUUCUUGUAACGAACCUGAUCUCGACGUCUCUCGUGGGUGUACAAGUAUGGCGUCACCGCAGAGACAUCAAGGCUUCGUUGGGGCCGUUUUCUACAAAGAGUAGAGUAGGCGGCGCUCUUAUGUUCCUACUCGAAUCAGGACUGGCUUACAUCACCCUCUGUACGACCAUACUCAUCUUCGACAUGCUCACUCAAAACGCCAUGACGCGGAUCGACUCAGUCGUUGUCUUCCGCACCGCUAUACCCCUUCUUGCGAGCCUGUAUCCUCUGAUAGUCGUCCUCAUCAUCUCGGUACAGCAGCAGGCUAUCGGAAACGGGCUGGAGAAUGCGGGUCCGAGCUAUUGGGAGUCUAUACAGCUCAGAGUCCGAUCCAGAAGGGACGUGGAAGAGGAGAUAUCAACAGAGUUGCCGCCUUUGUGACCAGUUGCUACUCUACCACGGCGCUGAGGCACUCGAAGACGACUGUAUAUACGACGAAGGCUCACUUUCACCAGUCACGAGACCGACCGAGCGAGGAUCGAAGGUCGAUCCCUCUUCUGCAGAAGCAGUAGAUCUUCCGUCCUUAUCCGCCGUCGUCGCAAAAUGUAUAGGCUGUGACUCGACGGCAGUGAUUACUGGAUGAGCGUCGGAACGCUGUGCGGCGACGCCAAGAACAACCGCGGUGGGGUAAAUUCCCUA